Achroia grisella is the source of this 660-nucleotide messenger RNA. RefSeq names its product small nuclear ribonucleoprotein Sm D3 (gene SmD3). The coding region runs from base 142 to 534 and encodes 130 amino acids. The record is from RefSeq and is a predicted model, not a curated record. Gene Ontology annotation, cellular component: U2 snRNP; catalytic step 2 spliceosome; U5 snRNP. Gene Ontology annotation, molecular function: RNA binding. NCBI's taxonomy places the organism in Eukaryota, Metazoa, Arthropoda, Insecta, Lepidoptera, Pyralidae. Gene Ontology annotation, biological process: spliceosomal snRNP assembly; RNA processing. The transcript has 2 exons.
CAAACAAUUUAUUUUCGCCGCCCGCCAUAGCUCUUGUUUUGUUUUCGUCCGUGAAAUAUCGAAAAUACAUCUCAAUUUAUCUAGUGAAUCUUUUAUAUAUCCAGAAAUAUUUGAAGAAAUUAUAGUUUUUUAUCAGUAAACAUGUCUAUCGGUGUGCCUAUUAAAGUACUGCACGAAGCGGAAGGUCAUGUAGUAACCUGUGAAACAAAUACCGGCGAAGUGUACCGCGGAAAGCUUAUUGAAGCCGAAGAUAAUAUGAACUGCCAAAUGACUCAAGUAACUGUUACGUACAGAGACGGGCGCGUCGCUCAACUGGAAAAUGUUUACAUUAGAGGGUCAAAGAUCAGGUUCCUUAUAUUACCUGACAUGUUAAAAAAUGCACCAAUGUUUAAACGACAAGGGAACAAGCCGACAGCGGGACGGGGGAAAAGUGCUAUAUUGCGAGCACAAGCUGCUGGGCGGGGUCGGCCGGGCGGCCGCGGCGGGGGGCACCGCGGCGGCUGGCAGGGCGGCUCCGGACCGUCCAGGCGUUAGCCAACACUCUCUUAAAAUUAGUCUGUGUUGGAGUACAUGAACUGGUUGGUAUCAUGUACUCGAACACGAUUUCUUAAAUUUAGGUACAGCUGGUUACAAAUAAGUAAUUUUAAAGCCUCUUUAAUU